Molecule: messenger RNA, 1239 nt
Organism: Eucalyptus grandis
Lineage: Eukaryota; Viridiplantae; Streptophyta; Magnoliopsida; Myrtales; Myrtaceae
Product: F-box/LRR-repeat protein 25-like
Exons: 4
Coding region: 1-1239 (412 amino acids)
Molecular function (GO): protein binding
Source: RefSeq, a predicted model, not a curated record
AUGGCAGGUAUUUCGAAGCAGAUCAUAGGCCAAAAAGAUGAUGAGGAUUACAUCAGUCUGUUGCCCGAUUACUUAAUCCACCACAUUUUCUCCUGUUUGCACAUGAGGGACGUCGUCAAAACUUGUGUUUUGUCAAAAAGGUGGCAGUCUGUUUGGACCACUGUCUCGGAUCUUAGGUUCUCCGUCUCUUCUUAUGAUGAUUCGUUUGUAGACAGGGUUUUGACGCUGUAUGGGUUGGAUAAGGUGAGGAAGUUCCACCUUGAAGUAAAUUUAAAGCCCUUAUGCCCCUCUAAGAUUGAUUCAUGGGCUGGCUUUGCAAUUGAUCAUCAGGUGGAAGAACUUCUUCUCGACUUAAAUAUCUGGUGGGCGGAUUGCCCGUUGUCUCCAUUGCUUUAUAAUUGCUCUUCGUUGACUAAGCUAUGUUUGAGUGGCUGUUGUUUCUCAUUGAGCGAAAGUAUCAAUUGGAGUUCGCUUAAGUCCUUAUCCAUUCAUUCCAUGGACGUGAUUGAUGAUGUGCUUCAGAAAAUUUUGAUGGGCAGCCCUGUUCUUGAAUACUUGAAUUUGAAAAGAUGUUGGGGUGUACAAGGAAUUCGUUCAACAAGUCUGAAAGAGUUGGUGAUUGAGGAUAUUAGUGUGGGAUUCCCUUUGCACAUUUUGACUCCUCGAUUACUGUCAUUGCGUGUAAGAGGUUAUUAUUUUGAUGAGAUAAUAAGAAUUGUUGAAGCACCAUCCUUACUUGAAGCCGAAUUAGAUUUCGAUGGUCCAAUCACAUCAGAUUUCUGUGGGCUAAAGAGAAUGCUUUGCCAGCCUCAGAAUGCUACUCGAGUUCUCUUCGGUCCUUCGUGCGUUGAGGUUAUGUGGACUCAGAUAGAAGACACGCAAGUUUCGCUGCCUAAUUGCAAGUCUCUGACCCUGCACGUGGCCAUUUCCGAAUUCGGCUUUCCUCCGAUAGCAAACAUGCUAGCAACUACACCAAAUUUGGAGAAGUUGGUUAUAAUUUUUAAGCCAUGUGAUCUGUACUUGAAUAUAUCUGACGUAGACUCCUUCAAUUUUGAUGAGUUCUACAAUUUUGAUCACAUGAGCUGUUGGCAUGUAAAGAAGAAGUUCAAGCAUUGGGCGCAGCGUCUCGAGAAUGUUGAGAUUUUUGGAUUUUAUGGUUGUUUAGGACUCGAAUAUGAGGAAGUGCUCACGCUCGUUGAAGAGAGAUUCAAGUCGCAAGCUAUUGGGGUGGUUCAGUAA